AUGUGUUUUCUCCUCUACUUUUGCUGUUUCUUCUUGCAGGAGACAGAGCAUGUGGUACCCAGCCAGCCAGAGUGUCGGGGGAGAACAGGAACACAAGUCCACGAGAGUCCACAAAAUCACCCUUUCAGGUGCCAAGAAACAGUGCGAGUUCAACAAAGACUCGACCAGAGGGCUACCAUUUGGUCAAAGGACACUUUUGAGACUCGGCAAGAGUUAAAUGAGGAAGAAGCUGCUCAGGUGCAUGGACUCAAGGACCCAGACCCAGUGUCGACACAGAGUGUGCUUGCGGAAGGCGCAGAUGUUGCAGACCCUGCACCAGCCCACAAAGAUGGGCAGAAUGAAGCAGACAGUGCACCAGAAGACCUCCAGUCUGUCGGGACUAGCAGGCUUCUCUAUCACAUCACUGACGGUGAUAACCCACUGCUGUCACCACGAUGCUCCAUCUUCAGCCAAAGCCAGAGAUUCAACUUAGACCCUGAAUCAGCCCCUUCUCCACCCAGCACUCAGCAGUUUAUGAUGCCACGAAGUUCUUCACGGUGUGGCUGUGGUGAUGGCAAGGAGCCACAGACCAUUACCCAGCUCACCAAGCACAUCCAGAGCCUCAAGCGAAAAAUUAGGAAAUUUGAAGAAAAAUUUGAACAAGAAAAGAAAUACCGGCCUUCACAUGGUGACAAGACUUCUAAUCCUGAAGUCCUGAAAUGGAUGAAUGAUUUGGCUAAAGGUCGUAAACAACUUAAAGAACUAAAGCUGAAAUUGUCAGAAGAACAAGGGAGUGCUCCCAAAGACCCACCUAGAAACCUGUCCUGUGAGCAAUCUGCAGUCCCCAGAGAGAAUGGGAAGCCAGAAGCUGUGGGCCCUGAGCCAAGCUCCUCUGGAGAGGACACUCCUGAUACUGUGCUGACAUGCCUAAAGGAGAAGACAGAGCAACUUCCUGCUCAGGAGGAUUCUAAGGUAGCUAAGCAAGACAAGAACCUCAUAAAGCCUCUUUAUGACCGAUACAGAAUUAUCAAGCAAAUCUUGUCAACACCUUCCCUUAUUCCAACAAUUGAGGAAGAAGACUCUGAUGAAGACUGUCCACAGGGAAGCCAACAACCUUCUCUGCCAGAUACAGCAUCUCACCUGCCUAUUGGCGACCACCUCACCUUCUCUAAUGAGACGGAACCUAUUAGGGUCCUGCUGUCAGAUGAAAAAAAAGAAGCCAAACAACCAGCCCUAUCCAUGUCCAAUUUACAUGAGGCCACUAUGCCUGUACUUCUUGACCAUCUCCGAGAAACUAGGGCUGACAAGAAGAGACUUCGGAAAGCCUUAAGAGAAUUUGAAGAACAAUUUUUUAAACAAACGGGAAGAAGUCCACAAAAGGAAGAUAGGAUACCGAUGGCAGAUGAGUACUAUGAAUACAAGCACAUAAAAGCCAAACUGAGACUAUUAGAGGUCCUCAUCAGCAAGCAAGAUGUGGCCAAAACCAUCUGAGGUUCAGGAAAUAUUUGUGCUCACUUUCAACCAGGAUAAGGCCAAGUUUCUUUACCUAUGACAUUCUUGCUAAGUAGUUUUGACAUACUGAGAAUCAAAGCACUUUAGUGGUAGUAUUAGCUGUUUUUAAGAAGGGAUGGCAAGUGUAAUUAUAAAUGAGGAUGGAAGAGUUAAAUGGGGGAAAUAUACUAACAAUAUAAUUGGAAAAAUUGCUCCAUGCCAAGGAGAAAACACAUGGUCAGUAUAAUUAUUUCAAAAACCAUCUUAAUAUUUUAUCAAAUCUAAAUAAUACUUGUUCAGUGGGCCACUUGUUAGGAAAAGUCUAUUUUGUGUCCAAAAACUGCUUAUGUUAAAGUGUGGAAAAGAGCAUGAUUUUUUAAAAAAUCAAUAAGGAUGAAAAGAAACUUUUCUUUUUAUGUAGGAAGGAAUAUGGCUAGUAAGAAUUUAAUAUAUUUAAAAAUUCUAAUAGAUUUUUAAGUGAUAAAAAAUCUACCUUGUCCCUUAAGUCUGCUAGGCUAUCAGUAAAGCAUACUAGAAUGUGUCACUGCUAAUUUUUUAUUUCUAUAUAAAAAUAGCAGAUUUUACCUGUUAUUUGAGAUUUUACAUUUCUGGUUACCAAAGUUCAUUCUGAUAGCAUGUACUUUGUGAAUUAGCUUUGUCUAUAAUGACAGAUGUUUAUAUUAAAGUAAACUAUUGUAUUAAAAUUUAAAAAUAGGUAUUUUGGGAUAGAUUCGUGGUCUGCAGUAUAUAAUUCUAAUGUGAUCAUAGUUAUGAUUGCUAAUCUUUUUGUUUACUAUAAGAGCAUAUAACUAUUUUUGCAUUGGGAAUAUGCAUUUUUCUUAAUGUUCCAAAGUCUGUACUUUGUAUAGUCACAAAGCUUUCUCAUGAGUUGUAGGUAUUCUUCAUCUUGCACAAAAUUUGUAAAUUGCUGACACCUUGGAAAAGAAAGCUAAAUAUUUUAUUUGCUUCAUCAACUUUAGUGCAUAUGGUUUUGUGUUAUUUUGUACUAAAACAUGCGUUUAUUAUUUUGCCUUUGUAAAAAUAAGAGGCAACAUUUUCUCUCUUGUAACAACCAUGUUUGUAUUUCUGUUUUCUGUAAUGUUUAAGCAUGAUGUUGAACAAAUUCACAUUUUCAUAUAGUUUGGGUGGGAAGAAUAUUGACUUUCAGAAGUAGAGUAUUUCAGAGGCUUAUUGUUUUCUCUGUAUUUACCUGGUAUUUUAUAACUUUUAUGAAUCAGAAUGAUGUCCUUCAUAAAUUUGUUUAAUUGAAGUCAUCUACUUGUAACAGGACAGAUACACAACUAUUUGAAGUUUACAAACUACAUCUUUGAUAAGGGAAAUGGUUUCAUGACAUGUAUACAAUUGCUAUUAAAAUGUAACUCUAUAUAUUCUAUAUGAUUGUAAAUAUUUUAUACAACAAUACAAAUAAAAUAUUUUUCUAUUAUAUUUAUUAUGUUGAAACACAAUAGUUGUUUCCUGUUAGCUAAUAUAAAUAACAUAAAUAACACUGUCAAACAACAAGUUGGAAGUGUUGACAAUUCUAGGCUUCAAGAUUUAACUCAUGCUGCAAUUACACCCUUUCAUGCGGUUUGGAGUUAUCCCAAUAUUUGUUCAGUAGAUUAAAAUGAAUGCAUAUUUAAACACCA
Molecule: messenger RNA, 3116 nt
Organism: Herpailurus yagouaroundi (jaguarundi)
Lineage: Eukaryota; Metazoa; Chordata; Mammalia; Carnivora; Felidae
Gene: FAM13C
Product: family with sequence similarity 13 member C
Exons: 12
Coding region: 1-1470 (489 amino acids)
Source: RefSeq, a predicted model, not a curated record